Rattus rattus (black rat) is the source of this 861-nucleotide messenger RNA. It is a transcript of the gene Fcer1g, whose product is annotated as Fc fragment of IgE receptor Ig. NCBI's taxonomy places the organism in Eukaryota, Metazoa, Chordata, Mammalia, Rodentia, Muridae. The coding region runs from base 72 to 581 and encodes 169 amino acids. The record is from RefSeq and is a predicted model, not a curated record. Gene Ontology annotation, cellular component: membrane; external side of plasma membrane; Fc-epsilon receptor I complex. The transcript is spliced from 5 exons. Gene Ontology annotation, molecular function: IgE receptor activity; IgG binding. Gene Ontology annotation, biological process: positive regulation of phagocytosis; neutrophil activation involved in immune response; defense response to bacterium.
UGAAUGGCAGGUGGGCGGAUGGGCCGGAGAGGACUGUUAAACAUGGCCGAUAUAGACAGCCUUUCCCAAGCAUGAAAGUCUGCUCAUUCUGUGGGUUAGGUUGGUCCCUGAAAGGACUGAGGCUUAGAGGCCAGAUCUUCCAGCUCCCCAAAUUGGCCCUUCGGGGAGCUGCCUGGUCUGUAGUACAGGAAGGGGAAGGGGCCAAAGAAGGCGUGGCAGGAAGGAGGGAACUGUGGUCAGGGAACUGUUCGUGGGUACAGCUGUGCAGCUCUGUCUUAGCGCGUGAUCACCAGCCCCCAGCGCUGCAGCCCCCGCCCAGGAUGAUCCCAGCGGUGAUCUUGUUCUUGCUCCUUUUGGUGGAAGAAGCAGCUGCCCUAGGAGAGCCGCAGCUCUGCUAUAUCCUGGACGCCAUCCUGUUUUUGUAUGGUAUUGUCCUUACCCUGCUCUACUGUCGACUCAAGAUCCAGGUCCGAAAGGCAGACAUAGCCAGCCGUGAGAAAUCAGAUGCUGUCUACACGGGCCUGAACACCCGGAACCAGGAGACAUAUGAGACUCUGAAACAUGAGAAACCACCCCAAUAGCUUUACAACACGUGUUGUCAGCUGCAUUCCUUUUCCGCUUUUAAUUCUCUCCUCGCCCUCAUGAUUGACGUGGCUGUGCUUCUGGAACUAGCUGACCUUAUUCCCAGAACCAUGCUAGGCUCUAAAUCAAUGUCCCCAUAUCCACCAAAGACUUACUCACUGACGUUUCUCUUCUCCCAUCCUCCUUUGCUUCAUUCCUCUUUCCUUCCCUGAUCCCCUGUGCUCACUAAACAAUGGGAAGGGAUUACCCCCCAAUAAAGCUGCCAGAGAUCACGCUCAA